Molecule: messenger RNA, 870 nt
Organism: Arachis stenosperma
Lineage: Eukaryota; Viridiplantae; Streptophyta; Magnoliopsida; Fabales; Fabaceae
Product: protein BIC1-like
Exons: 2
Coding region: 187-696 (169 amino acids)
Biological process (GO): blue light signaling pathway
Source: RefSeq, a predicted model, not a curated record
GACGUGUAAACUAAUUUCCCACUUAUUCCCACCCUCCAACCCAUUGCCUCUAUUCCACACACUUCGUACCAUUUCGAACACGCUCCACCUUCUCCAAUUUCUCUCUUAUUUCUUAAUCACAAACCCAAGUUAAGAUUACAACACAUCAAAGGAAACAAAUCUUCACCUCUUUUUAUCUCCCACUGCAUGAAACAAGACAAGAACCCUCCUUUCAUGGCUCACCAAUCUGAAGCAGACCAGAUAAUUCCUUCUCAGCCAUUGGAACCUAACAUGGAGCAGCAACAAGAAAAAGAAGAAGAAGAAGAACACAAUAACAUUGAUGCUAGAGAGAAAUAUAAAGAUAGUUCAAAAGUAACAUCACAAGACCCUUGUGCUUCGAAGGAAAUAGGAGUAGCAGCAUUGGAGGGAGAGGAUAGUGGGCGUGAGAAGCUGAAGAGGCAUAGAAUAGAGGUAGCUAAAAGGGUUUGGAUUCCAGAGAUAUGGGAACAAGAGGAGCUCUUAAUGGAUUGGAUAGAUUGCACUGCAUUUGAUGCUUCUUUGGUUCCAAGCACAAUCACAACCGCACGUGCUGCUUUGGUUGAACAAGAUCGAAGAAGAACAACCAAUGCUACUGCUGCUUCUGCUGGACUAAGAAUAGAGAACAGCUCACUUCAUCAAAGGAGAUUUGGUAUGUUUGCUUUUGGGAGGGAAGGCUAGAGUAGAAUGGUGGCGUUCAGAGAAGACGGUUUAAGUGAGGAAAUAGUAAUGAUGACGAAAGUAAUUCAGGAUUUUUGAGUAAUUUUUUUAUAUUUGAAUAUUUUUGUAGAACAAAAUUUAUUUUUAUGGGUAUAAAAUUAGUUUUAUUUUUUUUGGGUAGUUUUUUUUUUUGUG